UUAAAAUUUUUUAAAAUGCAAUUAUUGGCCUAUGAUGAUUUGCUUAAGAGUUAAGAUAGCCGGACACUUUCUGCUUUCCCUUCUGUCAGUUUUUCAUCAACAGGUUUGCCUCUUACCAGAACAUCAAUGGAUGUUAGUGUAAAGAGAUGGAGCAUGAUACGCCCUGCUCAAGAUACUCCUAAAGAAAGGCAAUGGAUUUCAAAUCUGGACGUGGUGAUGACAACGUACCAUCUCCCUUUGCUGUUUUUCUACAAACCAAAUGGCGCCUCUGAUUUCUUUAAGCCUCAAGUGCUACAGGAGGCUUUAAGCAAGACUCUUGUGCAAUUCUAUCCUAUGGCUGGGAGGUUGGGACGUGAUGAAAAUGGUAGGCUCGAGAUAUUAUGCAACGCAGAGGGUGUUCUGUGGAUAGAAGCUGAAACUACGUCGGCCAUGGAUGAUCUUGACGGUUUUACUCCCUGCUCAAAACUGAGGAAACUGGUUCCCACGGCUGAUUACUCUGGAGAUAUUAGUACUUAUCCGCUUAUUAUGGCUCAGGUUACUACUCUUAAAUGCGGUGGAGUCUGUCUUGGAAUAGCAACUCAUCAUACUUUGACUGAUGGCACAACGGCCUUUCAUUUCAUCAAUAGUUGGUCUGAAAUGGCAAGAGGCUUGCCCCAAAUUAGCAUGCCACCACUUAUUGACCGAACCCUUCUCCGAGCAAGAGUGCCCCCAACCCCAAGAUUUCAUCAUCUCGAAUAUGACCCACCUCCUUCCUUAAACACCUCUACGUCACUUGGCCCUAAUAACCAUAAACCCUCCACUGUAUCUGUUUUCAAGAUCACACAAAAUCAACUUAAUACCCUAAAAGCCAAGUCCCGGGAACAUGGAAACAAAACCAAUUACAGCACCUACACCAUUCUAGCUGCAUACAUAUGGCGCUGUGCAACUAAAGCUCGAGGCCUCUCAUAUGACCAACCAACCAAGUUAAACAUGCCAACUAAUGGACGCCCGAGACUACAUCCUCCCCUCCCAUCAACGUACGUGGGCAACACAGUGUUUACGGCUUCAUUAAUUGCUCUAUCUGGACAUCUCCAAUCAGAACCGUUUGUAAAUACCCUAGAGCGAGUUCAUGGAACAUUGAAAAGGAUGAAUAAUGAGUAUCUAAGAUCAGCUGUUGACUACCUAGAAACACUGCCAGAUAUAACAGUUGCCAGGAGAGAACCAGACAUUUACCAGUGCCCAAACCUAAGGAUCAACAAAUGGACACGACUGUCUAUAUAUGAUGCAGAUUUUGGUUGGGGUCGACCAAUACACAUGGGUCCAGCACACGUUGUCCAUGAAGGAAAAAUAUACAUACUAUCAAGUCCAACCGAUGAUGGGAGCUUGUCACUGGUAGCAUGCCUACAGACUGCUCAUAUGAAACUCUUCGAGAAACAUCUAUACGAAGGCUUGAAGUCAUUUGACAAAAUCAAAGCUCGAUAUUAGUUGUUUGUUCCCUCUAUCAGUAUAUGUAUAAACCUAUAAACCUUCUACUUCUGUUCCUUUAGCUAAAACUUUGUUUGAAUCCUGAUUAUUUGAAAUUUACCAUCUAAGCUAUGGGUUUUUUAUUGGUAA
Gossypium arboreum is the source of this 1593-nucleotide messenger RNA. Its product is annotated as shikimate O-hydroxycinnamoyltransferase-like. The record is from RefSeq and is a predicted model, not a curated record. Lineage: Eukaryota; Viridiplantae; Streptophyta; Magnoliopsida; Malvales; Malvaceae. Gene Ontology annotation, molecular function: acyltransferase activity, transferring groups other than amino-acyl groups. Bases 127 to 1464 code for a protein of 445 amino acids. The transcript is spliced from 2 exons.